Messenger RNA from Capsella rubella, 1237 nucleotides. Its product is annotated as F-box/kelch-repeat protein At4g25710. Gene Ontology annotation, molecular function: protein binding. NCBI's taxonomy places the organism in Eukaryota, Viridiplantae, Streptophyta, Magnoliopsida, Brassicales, Brassicaceae. The coding region runs from base 1 to 1170 and encodes 389 amino acids. The transcript has a single exon. The record is from RefSeq and is a predicted model, not a curated record.
AUGAAGACAACGACUACAACGUCAUCGAACAAGAAGAUGAAGACAACGACUUCGAAAUGGACCCUAACUUCACUUCCCGAGGAUCUUGUAUUGUCGAUCAUCGCACGCGUCCCAAUAUUAUUCUAUCCGAUUCUCUCACUCGUCUCCAAGAGCUUUCGAACUCUCGUGGCUUCACCGAGCCUUUACAAGGCCAGGUCACUCUUGGGCCGCAGGGAGAGUCGUCUCUAUGUGUGCGUAGAUGUAUGUGAUUAUUAUAAAAACGGCCCUAGCUGGUUCACCCUCUGCCGGAAACCUGAUGGAACCAGUAGCAGCAGCAAUAAGGAAGACGUCAAGUCAGGUGAUUAUGUUUUGGCUAGAGUCCCAAUUCCCCAUUCUCCUUGGGUUGCGUCUAUGAGUCUUGUGGCGGUUGGUUCUGAUAUCUAUAACGUUAGCGCACUCGAACCCCACAGUAGGAGCUCCUCUAGUGUCUCGAUUCUUGAUUGCACGUCUCACACGUGGCGCCAGGGUCCAAGCUUGCCCGUUGAGCUAUUUAGAGUUUCCGCUACCCUCCUUGAUCAAAAGAUUUACGUAGCAGGAUUAUGCGAAGAAGAAGAAGAAGAUGGCUCGGAUUCCAAGAAGAACUCCCUCGCGGUUUUGGACACAAAAACACAUGUAUGUGAUGUGGUGCCUGUCCCACGCAGCUUGGGAAACGGCAGAGAUGUCUCCCUAAGCACAUGUGUUGGCGGAAAGGUCAGCCUGGUGAUUGGGUCAAAUGUGGUUGAUUACAAUCCUACGCAAGGAAGCUGGGAGGAGGUCGGAGACUCCAUGCCCGUAUAUAUGCGUUCACGUUGUUUUUGCAAGGUAGAUGAUGUUUUGUACUCGUGUUCUUAUGACCGAGUGUUGAGAUGGUAUGACCCUGAGGCAAGAACGUGGAACCAUGUCAAGGGUUUGGUUGGACUACCCAAGUUACCUCGGGGUACUUUUGCUGGAAUGGCUGAUUAUGGUGGAAAGCUAGCUGUUUUGUGGCACCAGAUUUGCUUCGAUAGGGAGAUGCUUUGGUGUGUGCAGAUUGCGCUUGAAAGGCCCAAUACUUGUGAAAUUUGGGGGAAUGUGGAGUGGCGUGCUCGUGUGCUUGAUGUCCCUUACUCUUCGCUCACUUCUUUUCACAAGGUUCUUUCUGCUACUCUCUGAUGGAUGAAUGUGUCACAAUGCUUCAACCGCGUCUUCUUUUUGUGUGUAUGCUAGUGUAUAUUUUUAU